ACAGGCAUUUAGAGGCAAUUAGAGUGACGGUUGAUUGGUGUUUGUUUACACACUAUCGGUAUUUAUCUGGAUCUAUCACGCGAAACAGUCCUCCGGACACCGACAUAUGCUCUGUCACCUCGCAUCAGUUGGUGCUAAAAUUGGGACUUUUCUUCGAUAACCUGAUCAGGACAACGGUGAGAAGCAACAAAGACCUCCUGUCUCCCCUUCCUUACGCGGCUCGGGGGGCAAUCUUGGCUUUUAUCGUGACUGAUUCAUGUCGAGUCAGUAACAUACACAGGAAUGGAAACAUUUCGAAGGCCGCUCCGGAUUCCUCAUAAGCUCAGCUUCCGACUCCUCAGGGCGUUUUCUUGUGCCCGAACUUCCUCUUGCGUGACUGCGCCACGUAUUUUUAAGCGCUACAGCCUGCGGUUAUCAUCUCCCCCCUCUCCUCCAUCCCCUGCCAUGCCUGCCCCAACUCUACCUCGCAGACAGUUUUCCCCCCUUCCCAGGAAUACCCUUUAUCCUGGUGACAUACCCAUGAUGAACGCGAAACCACUUGGCUUUGACGACAACCACUUUGUCAACCAGGAUUCUGACCAGAUGCUUUUUGACUUUGACGACGUGUCAUUUCAUGAGCAAUCUAGUGUCCAGUUCCCUUGGGACCUGCACGAUAUCGAUAUGGACUCUAAGCCCGUGUUCGAUAUGCACACUUCCCCGCGUUUCGGUUUCCAGCAGCCCACUGACAACAUUUUUGAUUCCACGGGAUUUUUUGCUCCUGAAGCCCUCGAUAAUUCCCCCUCAUUCGACAACAAUCUCUAUUUAUCCAACUGGGUACACGACACUGACUUACCCUCCCCAUCUUCCCCCAUAUCUAUUCCCGCUUCUACACCGUCUCCGCCGUACAUUCCUUUCGCUGAGCGAUCACCUUAUGCCGCAGACAAAGCCUACUCACCUGCAAACUUUGCUGCUCUUCAUCAUCUUCCACCUUCUGCUUCCCCUGCCUCAUCCUUCGAGGACAUUCACUCCUUUGAACGUUCCCGUGUCGAUUCCAUUUCUCCCAAAGAAGUUUCGGCAGUGACGCCAGCCUGGGCUUCCCAGCUCUGGGAUGCACCGAGACCGGGUCACAUUCGCUCUUCGUCCUCUCGUUCCCCCGUUCGACACUCUCCCCUCUCUCCCACCAAUACCCAGCGAUUACGUAUACCCAGACGCGACACUGUUUCUCCAGUCAAUAUGUUCCAGUCAGCGAGCGCCCCUGCCUUGACCCUUGCCCCGGGCAUGGCUCGGGCGUACAGCAGUGGCAAAGCCGAGUCAGGCGGCGUCACCGACCGUGACGCGACCAUCCGGCGGAAGAGAAAGACGUCAGAUCCCGAAGAAAUAGAAAAUAGACCCAAGGAUAGCGACUCUCCUCCGUUAAAGUCCGUGCUACGUCCUCCAAAGUUAGCUCCUUCGGCUUGGCAGCUAUACUUCACGGACUGGAUCCAAAGGCAGCAGGCAUCUAACACACGUAAGCUUAAUGUUGCACAAGCUGCUAAAGAAGCCGGGCAAGAGUAUGCAGGGCUUAGUGCUGAAGAGAAAGAGCCCUAUAAGCGACGCUCUCAGGCUAUGAAAGAAGCCAGGGAGCGGGAGCUCGCCGCUUACAUGCGAACUCUCACUCCCGACGACAUCAAGCGCGAGAACGCUUAUCGUGCUGCCCAACGGAAAGCCGGGAAAUCGCGAAAGAGUAACAUCAAGGAUCCUAAUGCGCCAAAGAAGCCUCUGUCCGCAUACUUCAUGUUCCUUCAGCGUAUCCGGGCGAACCCGCACUUGGUCCAGGAGAUCUUUGGUGAUGAGACGGAGACGACGAAGCAGAGUGUUCUCGCUGCAGCCAAAUGGCGAUCGAUGACCGAUGAUGAACGCAAGCCGUUCCUCGCUCAGGCCGAGCAGGAGAAGAUGGAAUACGAAGCCGCACGGAGGCUGUACGAAGAAGGGGCACCAGCCUUCGGAACGACAAUCAAUUUUAGCAUCUUACCUGGCAGUCCGGCGUUCCGAAAUGUCAAGGUGGAGUCAGAGAGUGAGAGUGAGGGUUACACCGAUGAUGGUGGCUACGAACGAUUCACUCGAUGAUGGGUUUUUACUUUUCUUCUUGAUGAUAUAUUCCCUGUGAGAGCCUUUGGCUCGCUGACGACCACUCAUGCCCUUUCUAUUAUACGUACGCCCUUCGAAACGAUCUUUUGCUUAUUGUGUGUUUCGAGUAUUUUAUUGCUUCGAACAAUCUUCGGACAGCACUGUAUAAUGGGAAUACCUAUGCACCCCACUUAUGUAUUGUUAGCACAUAUUGCAUCUCCGUAUAUCUG
Messenger RNA from Desarmillaria tabescens, 2315 nucleotides. Its product is annotated as putative HMG1 protein. NCBI's taxonomy places the organism in Eukaryota, Fungi, Basidiomycota, Agaricomycetes, Agaricales, Physalacriaceae. The transcript is spliced from 5 exons. Gene Ontology annotation, molecular function: DNA binding, bending. Bases 283 to 2085 code for a protein of 600 amino acids. The record is from RefSeq and is a predicted model, not a curated record.